AUCAAUAAAUCAGCGUGUAUAUUUAAAUUUAAAAAAGCAAGCAAUUAUGCUCUGUUUAUUAUUUUCACAAAAGGAAAAAUACCUAUAAAUCGCGGUAAAAAAUUUUUUUAAUGUUAUAAACUUGGUGGUAAUUAUUCAGUUUAGGCACUGGUAUUCAAAUAUCGAUGUAAUUGUGCUUAUUCGACGCAAUUUUGCUUCAAAUGAACGAAUCUAACAGAAAAAAGCGUCGCUCUAUUCCGGGAAGCGAGAUAUUAAUCGCUAAAGUUGACUAAUAUUCAGGUUAUAAAACCUGUCAUACCGACGCAAUCAGGAGGAUCAAACUCCGUGAAUUUUAAGGCGACUGAGUUGUAGUUAUUGGGUGAAUGUUCCAGGCGGCAGCACAAUCUGCUUUCCCCUCACCUCUUUCCCUGCUCUGUCCAUAAACUUAACCGCGUAAACUUAGCUUGUUUAGUUUCUCAAUUGUUUUUGGACAUUAUGUACGCAGCAUCACGCUGAAUUACGUGGUGUAUUACGGUGUUACGGUGUUGCUGUUAUAAUCCGAUUUAGAAUAUUUAUCAGUUUUUAUUAAUAAUUAAUUAGAGUGCGAACACUGUGAUUGUGUAUAAAAUUUAUGCUUAAUAUAGUAAUUGACGUGCUGUGUGAUCGAUUCUUAGCUAAGUGCUUUUUCAAAUCACCAUGGUUUAUAAAUGUUGCGUGCCCAAGUGCACAUCAAAUAAACAAAUUCCGUUGCAUGUAUUUCCAAAAGAUGAACGAAGAAGAAAAAGCUGGUUGAUAGCAAUCCAGAGAACAGAUUUAAUUAAGACAUUUAAAAAGUAUAGCUCCACAAAUGUCAAUGAAGGAGAAAGUGUGUAUUCUUAUGUGGGACGAGGUAUCUAUUCAACCCAAACUUACUUAUGAUCGCCGAAAGAAUAUCAUAUGUGGCUUUGAGGAUUGGGGUAACAACCGUACGCAAAAAUUCGCUGAUCAUGCUUUAGUUUUUAUGUUACGAGGAUUAUAUUCGGGGUGGAAAAUGCCUAUUUCAUUUAGUUUUUGUAAUAAGCAGACAAAUACCGCGCAAUUAAUUAGAUGUAUCAAAGAACAUGUAUUAAAAUUAAAACAAGUAGGCUUCCACAUUGUCGCUGGUGUCUGUGAUCAAGGAUCUUCAAAUGUUGCAGCAAUAAAAGAACUAAUAUUAUUUAGUAACAAAAAGCGAAAAUCGGAGAAUAGACCGGAGCGUAAAACAUUUGAAAUAGCAGGUAAUGAAAUUAUUCCGUUGUAUGACCCACCACAUCUUAUAAAAGGUAUUAGGAAUAAUUUCCUAACAAAAGACUUGGCCAUGAAAGUGAGAAAUAAUAAUGUAGAAAAAAUUGCAUCAUGGAAUAUAAUAAAAACCGCAUGGAUUAUGGACAAAACAUUACAUGUAACUCGUCCCCAUUUAAGAAAAAUAACACCCGAACAUAUAAUUGAAAGUAAAAUUAAAAAGAUGCGUGUCAAGCAUGCCGUACAAGUUCUGAGUGGUACAAUGGCUAGCGUUAUUGAAACGUUUACAAGAUCAAAAUUAACUGUACGUGUAGAUAAUGAAGACAUUUACAUAAAAGACGAAGAAGGAUUAGCAACGUUAGAGGCCGUCGAUUUUUUUAAUAAUCUUUUUGACUCUGUUAAUGGUGAUAAUAAAAAUAACAAUAAUGAACUGCGAUGCUCAGUGACUAAAAAUAGUAAACACCAUGCGUUCUGGAUAUAAAUGUACCCGAUGACAUUAUUAUUGCAUCGUCAUUACAUAAUCAAGAAGAAAUUAUACGAUUAAUUUUGAAAGAAGUUAACUUUUGUGCCGAAUGUGAAAAUAAUUUAACAACUAAUAAAUCUCCAGUUUAUAUGAGACAAAUAAUAUGUUUAGUUAAUAAGUUAUUAAAAACAAAAGGUCAUCAACGAAAUAUUUUAAAAAUUAUAUUAAAUUUUUCUGAAACGUGGACUUUGAAUAUAGAUGAGUGUGUUAAACAUCAUAAUGAUAUUAAAAAAAUUAUAAUCCGUAUAAUUGCAUUGAAAACUAUUGUAGUGUGGUGUGAUAAAAAAAAUAAAUUAUUAAAUAAUUUUGAUAUUGAUAUUGUACAACAUAAUGUCUUCAAUGACAUUUUAGAAAGUAAACGAAUUUGUACAAGUUAUAAAAAUACUACAAACAAAAGGAGAAGCUCAUUUUCAAAAUGUAAAAAAAUUAUAACA
Molecule: messenger RNA, 2196 nt
Organism: Monomorium pharaonis (pharaoh ant)
Lineage: Eukaryota; Metazoa; Arthropoda; Insecta; Hymenoptera; Formicidae
Exons: 5
Coding region: 827-1720 (297 amino acids)
Source: RefSeq, a predicted model, not a curated record